This is a messenger RNA of Nerophis lumbriciformis (worm pipefish), 738 nucleotides long. Lineage: Eukaryota; Metazoa; Chordata; Actinopteri; Syngnathiformes; Syngnathidae. The record is from RefSeq and is a predicted model, not a curated record.
AUGGCCAGCUCUGCUGUUCAGCUCCUUGGUUUUAUAUUGAGCCUGCUUGGGUUUGUGGGAACUUUAGCUGCCACUCUACUCCCACACUGGCGAACAUCAGCCUAUGUUGGCUCAAACAUUAUCACAGCAACAGCCUAUAUGAAAGGUCUGUGGAUGGAGUGUGUGUGGCACAGCACAGGUAUUUAUCAGUGUGAGGUGUACAGAUCUUUACUGGCGCUGCCGCAGGAUAUGCAGGCCGCACGCGCACUUAUGGUGCUCUCCUGCGUCUCCUCCACCCUGGCAAUUGUGGCUUCUGUGAUCGGGAUGAAGUGCACCUACUUUGCUCAAGGCUCAUUAAUUAAGUCUCCACUCGUGAUGAGUGGAGGGAUAUGUUUUCUCUGUGCCGGAUUACUCUGCUUGACCACUGUGUCCUGGACCACCAAUGACGUGAUCAUAGAUUUCUAUGACCCCUUACUUCCAAGUGGCAUGAAAUACGAAAUUGGCCUGGCGGUGUAUCUCGGUUACGCGUCAGCCUGCCUCAGCCUGUGUGGGGGAGUGGUACUGAUCUGGAGCAGCAGCGGUGAACGGUCACCGAGGUUUCCCCAAAGGCAGAUGAGUCAGCCAACAUCCCCUCCUCCUUAUAACAACAAUUUCACUCCAGCACCCCCUUACAAUCCUGCAGAGGCACUAAAGGACAAUCGCGCACCGUCACUUUUCUCAGUCUCCAGCAGUGGUUACAGACUUAAUAAUUAUGUCUAA